UGGUAGAGAUGGCACCAGAAAUCUCUAUGGGGUCCAACAAAUGUGGUGGAAUCAAAGUCCAAAGAGUGGCCCACAUCUUGUCAGUAUACCACAUGGUGAUGUCACUGAUCCUAUUAAUUGAAUACACAAUUGAGGUGAUCAUUAGAAAAUAUUGUUGUCUAGACGUCAGUAAAUAUUACCACAUUGCAGAAAUAGCCUCCAGUUAUCUCCUUCUCACUGCUCUUAUUGCCAUCAACAUCUUGUUUAUUUUUGGCAUUCUCAAGAAACGUGGAAGUCUGGUGAUGCCAUUCCUGUCUAUGCAAAUCAUGGAUUUCAUCCUCAGUUGCUUGAUGCUGUGCAGCACUUAUGUUAUUCUGCCUUCUUAUAUAGCAGCAAACACACAAGACCACAAGUUGGUCUCACAAAAGUGGAAACCCCUCAACAUUUUUCUAAGCCUGUUGACUCUCUGUAGCUUCUACGUGGAGAUCCCAUCUUACCUCAACCUCAAGUCUAUGAACCUUAUGAAUUAUUUUCCACACCAUGAUUCAAAAGGUUACGUUAUGACGUUGGUUUUCUUCAACUUGCUGUAUAUCAGUGUGCUUUUCUCUAAGGUUUAUUUGAUCUGGUGUGUCAGUAAAUGCUUUAAGCAUUUUCAACAAUCAAAUAUACCCAAAUUUAGCAAAGACUCAGCUCCUCGGGACCUCUCAAAGGUGGUACUACCAUCUUAUGAGGAGGCUAUUAAGAUGGCAGCCAUUGACCUUCCACCUCCAUACUCCACUGUAUAAGUUUCCACAAAUCUUGCUGCCUGCUUCAUGCCUUACAUUUAUGUGACAGUUGUAUUGUUUAUAGAAGGUCUGUCCUUUCCAUUCCUGUGUAAGAGAGAGCUGUGGACAAAAAUGAAUAUAAAAUCUGUACUCCUGCUCCAGGACAAUCCAAGCAGAUGAUCUGGGAUGAAGCAUCACACAUUAAUAGUGAUACAAAUGGGAUGACCCAUAGAAUCUACAUGUACUCAUGAUGCCUGGGCCACUGUCAUGUAGUAUUCAGCUAAUAACAUAUGGUCUGUAGAAAGUCCCAUAAGUUGUAGGGUCUGUCACUUAUCCUUGGGAGUAAGGUGUACAUUAAACGGGUGUUUCUCAACCUUUUUAACAGAGGUUUUUAACUUUCCUUAGUAACCCUAACCACAACAUGUAAAUAUUUAUUUAAAAGCUCUUAAAUCAUUUUAUCAAAUUGAAGAUAAUCCUACACAUCCCAGAACUUGACAAACCUAAUUAGGAUGUAUGGAUCUGAGGAAAACUAUAGCAAUAAUAUAUUUUUUUUCAGGGUUAUUUUUUAUUGCUUCCUCUUUUCUUGAUAGCAGAAAUGUUUUAGAAGCAUUUCAACAUAAAAGUCUGACAAUUUGUUUCCAUUUUCAGGAUGUGAUUGUUUUCAUUGGCCUCUAUUCUUGAUUUUACUAUACAGUGAGAGAAAUAUUAUAUCAAAUGUUUCACACUAAAUUGUUUACUUUUUUUGCAUGCUGAUCUAUACUAGGCCUAUUUCAUCACAUAAUACUUCAUAUUUUACAUUACAAUAUGGCACUUUAGCACUUUAUCUGGUCCAUUUUACUGUGGUAAUUAGCUGACACAUUUGUCAUUCUCUUUUAUGUAAUGACUAAUCUAUUCACCUUACCUAAAUCUGCAUCAAGAAAUAUUUUUUUGAAUCUUAGAGGGUAAGCCCAGGAAUAUUCUGUGCCAAUAAUGUAUUGGCACAGAUGUAUUCUGGGUGGAAAAAAUAGGCUUUAAAGGAAACAAUUAUAAUUCCUCUUUACCAAUAAGUCCCAUAUCCUUCUCAUUGCUUAUGUCUAACACAGCAUCUCAGCAUUUUAAUAUUUAUAAUUGCAAAUAAUAAUAGGUUUCAUUUUAUGAUGGCAAAAUAUAUUAUGGAUAACUGAGAAAUAUCAUCACACAUUUUAUCUUUUGUUAUAAUGAAUUUUGGUUGAUAGAACAAGUAAUUCCCAUUAAAGCAUAGCACAAACUUAAAGUGACAUUGUACUAAAAUUAUUCAUAUGAAAGAGAAAUAUUUAAGCAUGUUGAAAAUGUUUUGCUUUUGCCUGAAAACCAUGAAGUAGAUUCUAUUAAAAUUAAAAUAGUAGUGUCAGUGGUGUGUUUCAACUAAUGCUCGUUGGCUGAUAGGUAGUUCCUACUAAUGCUGAUAGGCUAAUAUGUACUCUACUAAUGCUAAUAGGUACUCUAUUAAUGCUGAAAGACUGAUUAUCACUUUCCUGCCAAUGGCCCCGAUGAUCGAAAGUGCCCAGAGGCGGCAAGAUAUUAAAAAGAAAUUUGUUGCAAUAACGAGAAAGCUAGCAAAAUGCAUAUAUCAUGUAUUAUUAUUGUUUUGUAUUUUAUUGUACCCAUUGUAUCAAUGCAAUGUUUUGUGUACCCAGGACAUACUUGAAAACGAGAGAAAUCUCAAUGUAUCUUUCCUGGUAAAAUAUUUUAUAAAUAAAUAAAUAAAUAAAUAAAAUAUUUGAAUGGGCCGACAGUACUGUUUAAAGGCAGCUUUACUAAGAGGUUUCUUACCAAACAUUUCAGAAGAUGUAAUGCAAAUGACCCCUUGACACAGAAGUGUAUGACAAUAAAAUUUGCAUGUGUCAAUAGAAACUCAACCCCUGUUCUUACAAUACAAUAGGAGCUGGGUGUUUGUGGGUAUAUGAUAUAUGUAUAUACAAUGUAUAUGUAUUUUAUAAUGUUAGCAUAUGUAUGUAAACUGGAAACAUGAUUGUACUAAUCUUCUAAUGGGCCCUUAGGCGUUUUUUUUUAGUUAUUUUAAAAUUGCAAUUGUGCGUUCUCAAUAUUCAUAUGUAUAUUAUAUUAAGAAUACGCAUUUGCAAUCACAAUAUUCAUAUUUCACAAUAUUGCAAUGCGUUUUUGCGUUUUUAAUAUUUAUCUUUUAAUAAUAUUGAAAUUGUGAAUGCGCCGCUCAAAUGUAAUUUUGCAAUAAGUAAAAACACCAGCCUAAACAUUAUACAAUACAUAUACAUUAAACAAUGUAUAUAUAUAUACCCACAACCCCCUGCUCUUAUAAGUGUAUUGUUGAUAUGUUUAAUUCACUAUUGUAUAGUGAGAACAGAGAUGAAAGGACACAGUAGAUUUGCAUAAUCAACAAAUGCAAGAUAACAAGACAAUGCAAUAGCACUUAGGGCUAGAUUUAUCAAGCCCCUACGGCAGCAAGUUCUCACAAGAACUUGCUCGCCGCGAUUUAUCAAGCAGCGGUCACCAGACCGCUGCUUCCCUAAACUCUUCGCCACCUCUAAGGUGGCAAAAUUCAAUCUCCUCAUUCGAGUCCAACCGAGGAGAUUGACAGCUCCUGCCCGCGCGUGAUUGGCUGUGCGCGGGCAGGGAGCGGGAUUGCACGCAAGCGGAAAAUUGCACUUGUGUGCAAUGUUAAUUACCUACGGGUAAUUUCGCCCCGCCACAGGCGAGCUGAGGCAUACAGGGGCGCAUAUACGUGCCCCUGUACGCCUCAGCUAUGAUAAAUCUAGCCCAUUAUCAGAAUUAUAUCAGAGACCUGAUGUUACCAGAAUUUCUGAGAGUCUGUGCAUGUAACCAGAGGAUUUUUUGUUAGCAGGAAUAUAUAACCCUGGAAAUGUGGGGUGUGUGACAGUGAAGUUAACAGAAUCUUACAGACUACUAAGUUAACUGCUCUGUCUUAAUAUAGCCAAACAACAAGGAAGCUUGUUCACAGACAGAAUAGCUCAAUUGAUCAUUAGGCAGAGGAGGAGCUGCAGUAGCUGUUUAAGUAGCACAAACACUUUGGAACUGCUUUGAGCAGAGAAAGUAACAAGCCAGUGUAAAGUCAAUAAUGCUUUGUAUUACAAGUUUGGCAAUUAGUAUUAAGAUAAUCAUACAACCUGUACCCUUGUAGAUCAGCGGUAAAGUUCAGAGCAAGAGUAAGGCUUCAGUUGGAGGAAAGCUGGCUCCGGUAUUUGAGAGACUCUCCUGCUGCUUGCACAGUGAGAGGCUGCUGCUGAAUGACAUAGGCCCAAAGGAGGAGCAGUCAGAUGACUGUGGCAGAGAUCAGGUGCUGCUGGGAUGCAGCUGCAGCCCUUAGAAGCAAGCAGGAGGAGCUGAAGAUUUGGUAGAGCCGGAUAGGCUGGUGAGUAAACAAGUCUCAGAUAGAGAGAUUCAAUAAUCCAGCAAUGACAGCUAGGAUUAGGAAGCUUUUAUGGAGAACGAAGAGGCAAAUUUAAAGGGCGAGAAGGGCAGUAAAAAGGAAGGGUAGAGGAGACUCUGACACCCAUAGGCCCCAAUUUAUCAAAGGUCUUGCGGACCUGAUCUGACGCCGCCCCCUGCUGACUCGCGGCCAAUCGGCCACCAGCAGGGAGGUGUCAAUCAACCCGAUCGUAUUCGAUCGGGUUGAUUUCCGGCGAUUCCUGUCUGCCUGCUCAGAGCAGGCGGACAGGGUUAUGGAGCAGCGGUCUUUAGACCGCUGCUUCAUAAAUUGUGUUUCUGGCGAGUCUGAAGACUCGCCAGAAACACGGCCCUUCAAGAUCCGUACGGAGCUUGAUAAAUGGGCCUGCCAUAGUCUGAACUUCAAAUGAGUAGUAGAUUUUUUUUCUGACAAUUUUAAAAGUUAAGUCUUUUUCCACUCCCUCUGUACCAUGUGACAGUCAUCAGCCAAUCACAAAUGCAUACACGUACCAUGUGACAGCCAUCAGCCAUUCACAAAUGCAUACACACUUAUUAUUGCACAUGCUCAGUAGGAGCUGUUGACUCAAAAAGUUUAAAUAUAAAAACACUGUGCACAUUCUGUUAAUGGAAGUAAAUUGGAAAGUUGUUUAAAAUGGCAUGCUCUAUCUGAAUAAUGAAAGUUUCAUUUUGAUUAAGUGUCCCUUUAAGUUUCUGUACUGUGUAAAGGGAUAAUUUAAAUUGUGUGGCAAUCAAAAUACCUAAACUCAAAAUUUCUAAUACCAUAAAACAGAAUCUUGAAAUCCAGAAAGAUCCUAAUUCCUAAUGUCUAAAAUCCAGAAAAUCAAAAUGCAGAAAGAACAAAACCCCAAAAUUAUAAAAUCCCUAAAAUGCAAACUCUCUAAAAUGCAAAAUCCCUAAACUUAAAAAACCCUAUAGAUACGAUGUGCUGUGAUGUCCCCAUCUUCACUAUCUUUUUGCCUCCGCCUGGGGGGGUCAAGGGUAAACCACAUUCCCCUAGGUUUACUUGGGGUGAAUAACAGAGCAUCGGCGGGGCGCCCCCUUGAACCCCCCUGCAGAGACUGCUCAGCCAGUCCAACUGGUGAUCGCUUUUGGAUUGUGGUUUUCUAAGUGUUGGUAAUCUUGCAGGAUUUUAUUGUUUCAGGAUUUUGGUUUUCGGUAUUUUACAAGUUAGGGAUUUUUUUUCGGAAUUUUAAUUUUCAGGGUUAUGUUGUGUCUGCAUUUUUAAAAUUCUGUAUUUAGAACUUUGGGAUUGCGGCAUUCUGUCUUGUGUACUUCAGUCUUUUGAUAUAGACCUAUUUAAAUUACACCUUUGAUGUAGGUGCCAUUGCUUCUUUGAAUAUAUUGCCAGUAUAAAAGCAACAUCGCCACCCACUGAAAUGUAUGGUAAGACCUCUCUCAGCGAUGCUGCCUUUAAACAGUACUGUAGGCCCUUUUGAAUCAUUUUGCCAGCUUUCUCAACAUCACAACGAUCCCUUUUGAAUAUCUCGCUGCCUUGUGGCACUUUCGAUCAUCAGGGCCAAUGUGAGAAGUCCUGCUAAUGAAUAUGCUUAAAUGCUCUUACACAUGAAUGACAGAAAAAAAUAGUACAUUGUUCCUUCAAGUGUUCAGUGGGGCAAGGAAAUUAUAUGUAACAUCUUUUAUAUAAAUGUGUGUACUUUUGCAUGCACUAAAAUAAAAAAAUACUUCUAAUAA
Bombina bombina (fire-bellied toad) is the source of this 5858-nucleotide messenger RNA. RefSeq names its product lysosomal protein transmembrane 5 (gene LAPTM5). The record is from RefSeq and is a predicted model, not a curated record. The coding region runs from base 9 to 764 and encodes 251 amino acids. Lineage: Eukaryota; Metazoa; Chordata; Amphibia; Anura; Bombinatoridae. The transcript has 8 exons. Gene Ontology annotation, cellular component: lysosomal membrane.